Molecule: messenger RNA, 2477 nt
Organism: Rhinolophus ferrumequinum (greater horseshoe bat)
Lineage: Eukaryota; Metazoa; Chordata; Mammalia; Chiroptera; Rhinolophidae
Gene: TEKT1
Product: tektin 1
Exons: 8
Coding region: 145-1470 (441 amino acids)
Biological process (GO): cilium movement involved in cell motility; cilium assembly
Cellular component (GO): nucleus; microtubule cytoskeleton
Source: RefSeq, a predicted model, not a curated record
CUUUGCCCAGGUGACGCGUCACCGGUUGCCAUGGAGACUGCUCAGUUUACCUGUUCUACAAGAGUCCGGAGUUCUAGUUGGGGUUAAGAGGCUCCAAGUUGGUGUAGUUGUUCUUCGAGGCGCUGAGGACUUUGGAAACCUCAAAUGGCCAAACUACUACAAGCUCCACCCAAGUUCCUGCCCUUGGAGUGGCACAUUGCUAAUAAGGACCAGUACCACAGAGCGGAGGCCGAAAGGUCCCGGUCUGAACGCCUGGUGGCAGAAAGCCAGAGGCUUGUGGAUGAAAUUGAAAAGACCACAAGAAAGUCUCAAAGUGAUGUGAACAAGAAACUAGAACAGAGACUUGAGGAAGUCAAGUUCUGGAAGAAGGAGUUAGAUGACAAACUUGAGCAGCUUGUGUAUGUGACUGAAGAUCUACUCACAUAUCAGACCAGAUUGGAGAAAGCCCUGGAGAGCUUGAAAGAGCCCUUGCACAUCACUCAGACGUGUCUGGAAUAUAGGGAGAAGCGAGUUGGCAUUGACCUGGUGCAUGAUGAAGUGGAGCAGGAGCUGAUCAAGGAAGCUGAGAUCAUCCGGGGGGUGAUGGCCCUGCUGACCCGCAGCCUGGAGGAGACGACCGAGCAGAUCAGGGUCUCCCGAGAAACUGUAGGUGCCGCCUGGGCAUUCCAGAGAGAGACACCUUCACCUUCUCGCUUCAGGCUGAACCGCUCUGCAAAGUACAAUCUUGAAAAGGACUUGAAGGACAAGUUUGUGGCCCUGACCAUUGAUGAUAUCUGUUUCUCACUCAAUAACAACUCACCAAACAUCAGAUAUUCUGAGAACGUCGUGAGGGUUGAACCAAACUCUGUGAGUCUGGAGGACUGGUUAGACUUCUCCAACACCAACGUGGAGAAGGCUGACAAGCAGAGGAACAACUCCCUGACGCUGAAGGCCCUGGUAGACCGAGUCCUGUCCCAGACGGCCAACGACCUGCGCAAGCAAUGCGACGUGGUGGACACAGCAUUCAAGAAUGGGCUGAAGGAGACCAAGGAUGCCAGGGACAAGCUGGCCAUUCAUCUGUCCAAGGUCAUGGAAGAGAUUGCUUCCCAGGAGAAAAAUGUUACAGUUCUUGAAAAAGCCAUCCUUGACCAAGAAGGUCCUGCCAAGGUGGCUCAUACACGCCUGGAGACCAGGACAUGUCGGCCUAAUGUGGAGCUGUGUCGCGAUGUGCCCCAGUAUCGGCUGAUCAAGGAGGUUCAUGAGAUCACCCACAACAUUGCAAGAUUAAAGGAAACAUUGGCCCAAGCUCAGGUGGAGCUGAAAGGGCUGAAUCGCAGACAACUGGCGCUGCAGGAGGAGAUCCAGGUCAAAGACAACACCAUCUACAUCGAUGAGGUGUUGUGUAUGAACAUGAGGAAGUCCAUUCCGCUGCGGGAAGGGGAUGAGUUUGGGCAGUGGGCCGGGGGUCUCAGCCCCGACGCCGUCUGCUAAAAGUAGGGAUCAUUCAGAGUCUCAUUAAACAGUGUCAUAAAACAGUAGGUAGUACGGAAGAACUCUCAUUCCAGGACGGCGGCACUGCCAGUCAGCCCGCCACAACCUCUUGGCCAGGUUUCCAACCUGCUCAGCAGCUGAGAUUUGCGUGCAAGCCUCCGUACUGCUGGUGCUGCUGCUGGGGUGGUGUUUUGACAGUGAAAUUCCAUGUAUUAGCACAGGCCGUUCCCAUAAUAUUGCAGGACUUGGGGCUUUGGGGAGGCGUCCAAGACAGUUUAGUUCAGAUUCAUUUCAGUUCAGUAGUUGGGCUGGACCCCUGAUUCCACAAGAGGGGGAUGCACACAUUUCUCUCUGCUCUCCAGAUUCCUUUUCCCCUGAAAACACUGUGACUGCUGACUUAGACCUAGACUGGCCCAUAGGAAGCCUCUUCAAGUCUUCCAGAGCGUAGGUGGGAGGGGAGCAGCCGCUGGUCAGGAGGCCUCUUCCGCCUUCCCCAACACCUGUAGGUGUCUCUCUCGGCCUUGAAUAGGCUUUCCUCUGGGAGAAACGAUGAAGACAGGAUAGGGCCAAACGGCCCGCCAGCUCUUAGAAAGUCAGUCUAGUGGUGGGGCUUGAGGGGUAGGUGGGCCAGGUGGCUGUUGUCUGCAGUCAUGGGGGACAGAGGGAGGACAUCGCUGCUUCACAAGCUGGAGGAAGGCCGAAGGGAACCAGGGGAACUGCAUGUCAGCGGUGGGGUGGGCGGCUCUGGCAGGAGGAGUUCAGAGUGACACUCUGGGAAGGUUAGAGGUGGCAGCAAGUGUUCAAUAAAUACAAGCCAUUUUUAAUAGUCCCCACUCCCAGACCCGCAUGAUUUGUGCAUGGUAGUACUCAUGGCAUAGGCUCAGUUUCAUAUAAUUGUUUUCUUCCUUAAUCAUACACUGCAAAUAGCUUUCCAUGUUGCUAUAUCAUCUUUAUAAUUACUUUAAUGGUUACAUAUCUCUUUAAAAGUUUUCACCAAGACUAUUUCC